AUGGAAGCUCCGAAAGGCAUGAUCUUCAUGCAGCUUGAGGAAGAAUAUGGAAGGAAAUGCGUGAGAAUUUACUGCUGCGUAGAGCUGAGUGGCGAGUCGUGGUCCUCAGCGCUGGAAAUUGCAUGGGACGAGGAGAAGUCGCAGACCAAUUGGGCGUAUCUCGAAAACAGAGUAGGUAUACCAAAGCUAAAGUUCCCUGCAGUGGUUGUUCGCUGCACACGGCUUCUGCAGGUAAGCAUCCGAGGAAGGCUGGAGCUCUUCGUCAUUGCCCUGGAGGGUGUUGGAGCAAAGCGCAAGAAUUUAGCCAAUGGGCCAGUUUUCCCCCACACUCUUCUGCACAGUGUACAGGAGAAGCUGUGUCCGUUACUAGCCUUUCUGCAGGACCUAGGCAUCAAAGAACAGGUGCCUGCUCAGGUAUUUCUAUCUCCUUUUAACCCUUAUUUUUCCAGUGCUCACGCAAUGCCCACGUCUGUUAAGUUACAGCUGAAACCGACGGUGGACUUCCUUCAGACUCUGAGCCUUGCCAAGGUAGAAUUAGGGCGAAUGUUGACCACUUGUCCCAACCUGCUACAAUACAGUCUGGACAAUCGUUUCCGCCCUAACAUAAAUUUCUUUAACAGCAUAAGAAUCCAAGGUUCAGCGGUACGGGAAUUGGUGAUAUUCUUUCCUAACACUCUGAUCCGCGAGGCCGUAUUAUUCAAGCCCCUCGUGGAGCACUUGCGGAGCGUGGGUUUCACCCCUCAGCAGGUUGCUUCCAUAGUGAUCAGUUAUCCCCCAGUGCUCACGCGAAGCAUCCGCAACUCAGUGCAACCCAAAUUGGAUUUUUUAGUGCUCACCAUGGGCCGCCCUCUGAGUGAGUUGGUGGAGUUUCCUGCCUUUUAUGGUUACAAUCUUAAUAAGACCAUUGCUCCUCGUCAUCGCCGCCUAGGAAAGCAGGCAUCUGCUUGUACUCUUGUUGCAAUGCUGGCAUGCAGCGACCCCAAAUUCAAUGAGCGCUUCGGUAUUGUCUGCGCUUGA
Molecule: messenger RNA, 1017 nt
Organism: Physcomitrium patens
Lineage: Eukaryota; Viridiplantae; Streptophyta; Bryopsida; Funariales; Funariaceae
Source: RefSeq, a predicted model, not a curated record